Molecule: messenger RNA, 727 nt
Organism: Monomorium pharaonis (pharaoh ant)
Lineage: Eukaryota; Metazoa; Arthropoda; Insecta; Hymenoptera; Formicidae
Product: vicilin-like seed storage protein At2g18540
Exons: 2
Coding region: 38-655 (205 amino acids)
Source: RefSeq, a predicted model, not a curated record
AGGCGGGGAGAGGAGAGAAGCAAGGGAGGAAGAGAGAAUGGAGGAGCUGGGCAGAGAAUUGAGGAAUUUGAAGUGGGAAAUGACAAGGAGACUGAGGGAAGUCGGAGAGAGACUGAGAGGAUUGGAAGAGAGGUUAGAGGCGUUGGAAGGAGAAGGCAUGAGAAGGGAAGAAGAGGUAGCAGGUGAGAGGGAAGAGCUGAGGAGUAUGAGGGAAGAGAGAGGAAGAGGCAGCAGAGAAGAGGAAGCGCAGAGGGACGACGACGAGGAGGGAGAGAUGGAGAAGAGGAGGAUCGGACGGGACGACGGGAGAGAAGGAAGAAGUGGGAAAAGGGAACAGGUGGUUGGAGAGAAGAGGGAGGAGAGGAUGGGGGAAGGCGAGAACAAGAGGAGAAGAGAACGGAGGGAAGAGGAGAAGAAGGGGCGGAAGGACGGAGUCGAGGAGAGCUGGUGGCAGGAGACGAGAGGAGAGGAGGAGAAGGAGAGGAGAGGGGGCGAGGAGAGAGACGAGGAUGAAGGAAGAGGACAAGAGAGGAGCAGAACGAAGGAGGGACAGACAGGAGGAACUGGCAAGGAGGAGAGGAAGGGAGCAGAGAGAGAGGAGCUGGUGGAGUUAAUUGAAAUCUUAUGUUUUUUGUUUUAUGUUACUAGGAGGUGACAGAGGAGAAAUGGAAAGAGACGUGGAAGGGGAAGAGAGUGGUGAGAAAGAGACAGGAGAAGCAGGAGGGAA